AUGGCGACCUUCUCCAUGGAGGUCUUCGACAACGAGGUGGUGCCGUCCACGCUCAGCAGCAUCGCCCCCAUCCUGCGCGUCGCCGCCGAGAUCGAGCCCGAGCAUCCCCGCGUGGCCUACCUCUGUCGGUUCUAUGCCUUUGAGAAGGCGCACCGGCUGGAUCAGAACUCCAUCGGUCGUGGCGUCAGGCAGUUCAAGACAGCUCUGCUCCAACGUCUCGAAAAAGAUAAUAGCCCUAGUCUUGCUAAGCGCGUGAAGAAAAGCGAUGCCCGUGAAAUCGAGAGUUUUUAUCAACAAUACUAUGAGAACUAUGUUCGUGCGCUCGACAAAGGGGAACAAGCUGACAGGGCUCAACUUGGAAAGGCCUAUCAGACUGCUGGAGUCCUAUUUGAAGUGCUCUGUGCCGUCAAUAAGAACGAGAAGGUUGAAGAAGUGAAUCCGGAGAUUAUUCGCUUGCACAAGGAUGUACAAGAGAAGAAAGACAUCUACGCACCGUUCAAUAUCCUCCCUCUUGAUGCUGCCAGUGCAUCCCAGUCAAUCAUGCAGCUGGAGGAGAUCAAAGCAGCAGUCACAGCACUGAGGAACACAAGGGGCUUGACCUGGCCGUCAACAUUCGAGCCAGAGAGGCAAAAAGGUGGUGAUCUUGAUUUGCUGGAUUGGUUGAGGGCUAUGUUUGGCUUUCAGCUUGAUGACCGAGCUGUCGAUGUGGUGAUGACUAAGCUAUUCAGCAAUUACAGGAAAUGGUGCAAAUUUUUGUCACGGAAGCAUAGUUUAAGAUUUCCUCAAGGUGCACAACCACAGGAAAUUCAGCAGCGGAAGAUUCUAUAUCUAGGUCUUUACCUGCUUAUAUGGGGUGAAGCAGCAAACAUCAGAUUUAUGCCAGAGUGUCUUUGCUACAUCUUCCACAAUAUGGCAUAUGAGCUACACGGUCUGCUAGCUGGAAAUGUUAGUAUUGUGACUGGGGAAAAUAUCAGGCCAUCUUAUGGUGGGGAUGAGGAGGCAUUCUUGAAGAAAGUGGUCACGCCUAUCUAUCGUGUCAUUAAAAAGGAGGCAGGCAAAUCACAGCACGGAAAGACACCACAUUCUGCAUGGUCUAACUAUGAUGAUCUAAAUGAGUACUUCUGGACGCCUGAUUGUUUCUCACUGGGGUGGCCUAUGCGGGAUGAUGGUGAUUUUUUCAAAUCUGUGCAUGAUUCAAGGCCUGUAACAAUGGCAAUGCUGAUUUUUGCUUGGAAUGAUUAUUCGGUGACUCAAAUCCUUCAGAAAGACCUCUUAUAUUCCCUAUCUAGUGUGUUCGUCACUGCAGCAUUUCUACAGUUCCUCCAAAGCAUUUUAGACUUUAUUCUGAACUUUCCUGGUUCUCAUAAAUGCAAGUUCAUUGAUGCCUUGAGAAAUAUUCUGAAGAUCAUAGUUAGUGCCGCAUGGGCUGUGAUUCUUCCAUUUUUCUACAUGAGCACAGCACCAAAAGUCAACUUACCUCUGAAAGAUCUGGAAAAAUGGUUACGUUAUGUGAAAGGGGUGCCAACUUUGUAUAUGCUGGCUGUGGCAGUGUACCUUAUACCAAAUAUCCUUAGUGCAGCACUCUUCCUGUUUCCAAUGUUCCGAAGGUGGAUAGAAAAUUCUGACUGGCACAUUGUUAGACUGCUUCUGUGGUGGUCUCAGAAACGAAUUUAUGUUGGCCGUGGGAUGCACGAAAGCCAAGUUUCACUAUUUAAAGUGCUCUUCUUUCCGUGGAUACUUAUUCUAUUCUAUUCAACUCAAAAGAUUCAACCUCUGAUAAAGCCAACAAAGGACGUAAUGGGUGUUCAUAAUAUCCGUUAUGAGUGGCAUGAAUUUUUCCCUAAUGCAUCCUAUAAUAUUGGUGCUAUACUGUCGCUCUGGGCUCCUGUUCUCCUGGUCUAUUUAAUGGAUACACAGAUAUGGUAUGCCAUCUUCUCUACAAUAUUUGGUGGCAUGACUGGUGCACUUGGGCGACUUGGGGAGAUACGAACAUUGGGAAUGCUGAGAUCACGAUUCCAUUCUUUGCCUGGAGCCUUCAAUACGUAUUUGGUGCCAUCAGAUAAAAGCAGAAACAGGCGCUUUUCACUCGCAAAGCGCUUUGCUGAGGUUUCUCCCAACAAGAGAACUGAAGCUGCCAAGUUUGCUCAAUUGUGGAAUGAAGUAAUAUGCAGUUUCCGGGAAGAAGAUCUUAUAAGCGAUAGGGAGAUGGACUUGUUAGGGGUUCCUUAUUCGUCAGACCCCAGCCUCAAAUUGAUGCAGUGGCCACUGUUCUUGCUUGCUAGCAAGAUACCUAUAGCAUUAGACAUGGCAGCACAAUUUCGACCUAGAGAUUCAGAUCUUUGGAAACGUAUAUGUGCAGAUGAGUACAUGAAAUGUGCUGUACUGGAAUGUUAUGAAUCAUUCAAACUUGUUCUUAAUGUACUGGUGGUUGGAGAAAAUGAGAAAAGGAUUAUUGGCAUUAUAAUCAAAGAAAUUGAAGCUAAUAUUGCAAAGAAUACAUUCCUUGCCAAUUUUAGAAUGAGCGCGCUCCCAAUUUUUUGCAAGAAAUUUGUGGAGCUUAUAUCUACCUUGAAAGAAAGAGAUGCCUCGAAGUUUGGUAAUGUGGUACUGUUGCUUCAAGACAUGUUAGAAGUGAUAACGAGAGAUAUGAUGGUCAAUGAGAUCAGAGAGCUGGCUGAGUUCGGUCAUGGGAACAAGGAAAGAAGGCAGCUUUUUGCGGGUUCUGGUACAAAGCCUGCAAUUGUUUUCCCUCCUCCGAUUUCAGCGCAGUGGGAAGAACAGAUUAAGCGUUUGCACCUUCUAUUGACCGUGAAGGAAUCAGCAAUGGAUGUCCCCACAAAUCUUGAAGCUCGUCGAAGAAUAGCAUUUUUCACAAACUCUCUAUUCAUGGACAUGCCACGUGCACCUAGAGUACGCAAAAUGCUCUCAUUCAGUGUUAUGACUCCUUACUACAGUGAGGAAACUGUAUAUUCCAAAAGUGAUCUUGAUCUGGAGAAUGAAGAUGGCGUAUCAAUUAUAUUCUACCUACAAAAAAUCUAUCCAGAUGAAUGGAAUAAUUUCAUGGAAAGAAUUAAUUGCAAAAGAGAAAGUGAAGUCUGGGGAAACGAGGAAAAUGUCCUACAACUUCGUCAUUGGGCUUCUCUUAGAGGGCAGACGCUCUGUAGAACAGUUAGAGGCAUGAUGUACUAUAGGAGAGCUUUGAAGCUUCAGGCAUUCCUUGACAUGGCUUCUGAAUCUGAGAUAUUGGAAGGAUAUAAAGCAGUUGCAGAUCCAGCAGAGGAGGAGAAGAAAAGCCAAAGAUCUUUGUCCUCUCAACUCGAGGCUGUAGCAGACAUGAAAUUUACAUAUGUUGCUACUUGCCAGAUAUAUGGCAAUCAGAAACAAUCUGGUGAUCGACGUGCAACAGAUAUCUUGAACUUAAUGGUGAAUUACCCCGGUCUGCGUGUGGCGUACAUUGAUGAAGUUGAAGAGAGGGAUGGUGACAAGGUGCAGAAGGUCUUUUAUUCAGUGUUGGUAAAAGCUCUAGACAAUCAUGAUCAGGAAAUAUACCGUAUAAAGCUGCCAGGACCAGCAAAAAUAGGUGAAGGGAAGCCUGAAAAUCAAAAUCAUGCUAUCAUUUUUACCCGUGGUGAAGCGCUCCAGACCAUUGAUAUGAACCAGGACAACUAUUUGGAGGAAGCUUUGAAAAUGCGGAAUUUGCUGGAAGAAUUCAAUGAAAACCAUGGUGUCCGUCAACCCACGAUUCUUGGAGUGCGUGAACACAUAUUUACCGGAAGUGUGUCAUCACUUGCAUGGUUUAUGUCAAACCAAGAAACGAGCUUUGUGACAAUAGGACAGAGGGUCCUAGCUAAUCCAUUGAAGGUACGAUUUCACUAUGGACACCCUGAUGUGUUCGAUAGGAUUUUUCACAUUACAAGAGGAGGCAUUAGCAAGGCUUCCUGUGGUAUAAAUUUAAGUGAAGACAUUUUUGCUGGUUUCAACUCAACUCUAAGACGUGGAAACGUCACCCAUCAUGAGUACAUCCAAGUGGGAAAAGGACGUGACGUCGGUCUUAACCAAAUUUCUCUCUUUGAGGCUAAAGUGGCUUGUGGAAAUGGGGAGCAAGUACUUAGCAGAGAUAUCUACAGGCUGGGUCAUCGCUUUGACUUCUUCCGAAUGCUUUCGUGCUACUUCACAACUGUUGGGUUUUAUAUUAGCUCAAUGAUGGUUGUCAUCAUAGUGUAUGUGUUCUUGUACGGAAGACUUUACUUAGCAUUAAGUGGACUUGAGUUUGCAAUUAUGAAGCAAGCACGGAUGAGAGGGAACCGUGCACUUCAAGCGGCUAUGGGAUCUCAGUCUAUUGUGCAGCUAGGUCUUUUGAUGGCCUUGCCCAUGUUUAUGGAGAUUGGCCUAGAAAGAGGCUUCAGAAGUGCCCUAGGGGAUUUCAUAAUCAUGCAGCUCCAGCUCUGUUCAGUGUUCUUCACUUUCUCACUUGGGACUAAGUCACAUUAUUUUGGCCGCACAAUCCUGCAUGGUGGUGCAAAAUAUAGAGCGACUGGCAGAGGCUUUGUGGUCCGCCAUGUAAGGUUUGCUGAGAAUUAUAGAAUGUACUCCAGAAGCCAUUUUGUGAAAGGACUUGAACUGAUGUUACUGCUAGUAGUCUAUCAGUUGUAUGGUGACGUUGCUACAGAUUCGACUACCUAUAUACUCCUGACAUCAUCAAUGUGGUUCUUGGUUAUCACUUGGCUAUUUGCUCCAUUCCUCUUCAAUCCAUCAGGUUUUGAGUGGCAGAAAAUAGUAGAUGACUGGGAUGACUGGAGCAAGUGGAUUAGCAGUCGAGGUGGGAUUGGGGUUCCUUCUAACAAAGCUUGGGAAUCCUGGUGGGAGGAGGAGCAGGAACAUUUACAAUCUACAGGUCUUUUGGGCCGUUUCUGGGAGAUUGUUUUGUCUCUCAGAUUCUUCAUAUUCCAAUAUGGUAUCAUAUAUCACCUGAAUAUCUCUGCUGGCAACAAAAGCAUCUCUGUUUACGGUCUUUCUUGGUUGGUUAUCAUUGUUGUAGUGCUGGUCUUAAAGGUGGUAUCCAUGGGAAGAAAGAAAUUUAGUGCAGAUUACCAGCUUAUGUUCCGGCUGCUUAAAUUGUCCUUGUUCAUUGGAUCUGUUGGAACGCUGGCAGUUCUAUUCACCGUCUUACACCUUACAGUUGGUGACAUAUUUGCUAGUUUCCUUGCAUUUGCACCCACAGGAUGGGCGAUUCUGCAGAUAUCACAAGCAAGUAAACCGGUGGUCAAGGCGUUUGGUCUUUGGGGAUCUGUCAAGGCUCUCUCGAGGGGUUACGAGUACCUAAUGGGGAUCGUCAUCUUCGUUCCUGUGGCAGUGCUCGCAUGGUUCCCAUUUGUCUCGGAGUUCCAGACGAGAUUGCUAUUCAACCAGGCGUUUAGCCGAGGCCUUCAAAUCUCUCGUAUCUUGGCUGGUGGAAAGAAGCAAAGAUGAGGUUAGUGCAGGAGGAGACGUUCGUAAGCACAGGUUAGGCGAGGAAUUAGCUCCAGGAUUUUGUACAUUGGUGUUGUUGGAGCCAUCCUCAAGCUGCUGGCGCUUUCAGAAGUUGUUGUACACACAGGGCGGUCUUUUAGGUGUUUUCCUUGUAUAUUUCAUACGGCAUUGUUACUCGUGGUACAUAGGUUACAUUUUUCGAGAUUUUUGUUGUAUAGAUGUAGACGUUGACCUGCGUGUAGCGGAACAAUCAUUCUUUUAAAUGCAAAGGGUAGGUUAAUUUUUUGUACA
Molecule: messenger RNA, 5760 nt
Organism: Setaria italica (foxtail millet)
Lineage: Eukaryota; Viridiplantae; Streptophyta; Magnoliopsida; Poales; Poaceae
Product: callose synthase 5
Exons: 40
Coding region: 1-5469 (1822 amino acids)
Biological process (GO): (1->3)-beta-D-glucan biosynthetic process
Cellular component (GO): plasma membrane; 1,3-beta-D-glucan synthase complex
Molecular function (GO): 1,3-beta-D-glucan synthase activity
Source: RefSeq, a predicted model, not a curated record